This is a messenger RNA of Lagopus leucura (white-tailed ptarmigan), 2566 nucleotides long. RefSeq names its product cyclin dependent kinase 6 (gene CDK6). Gene Ontology annotation, cellular component: nucleus; cytoplasm; cyclin-dependent protein kinase holoenzyme complex. Bases 270 to 1256 code for a protein of 328 amino acids. The transcript is spliced from 7 exons. Gene Ontology annotation, biological process: G1/S transition of mitotic cell cycle; regulation of gene expression; cell dedifferentiation. Lineage: Eukaryota; Metazoa; Chordata; Aves; Galliformes; Phasianidae. The record is from RefSeq and is a predicted model, not a curated record. Gene Ontology annotation, molecular function: cyclin-dependent protein serine/threonine kinase activity; ATP binding; cyclin binding.
CUGCUCUCUCUUGCUUGGUCUCUCUUCCAGAUCUAGCUGCCUUCACACGGACCAUGCUCCCAAAGGCUGUAUGAUCAUUUCUGGUGACUGCCAGCGGAGGCUCACUGGGGCCCGUGCAGCAGAGCGGGAGGCCGAGGGGUUCCUGCUGCCCCUCAGGCAGAGAUACCGGCGUGUGGCCGACCUGCAGUGAGGUGCAGCUUUGGAAGCUAUCAGAGACGAGAGCCGCCGUGAGGUGCUCUGGACCUGGGGGGAAGCAGAGCGGUGGCAGCAUGGACAAGGACAGCACCAACCUGGCCGACCAGCAGUAUGAGUGCGUGGCUGAGAUCGGCGAGGGAGCCUAUGGGAAGGUGUUCAAGGCCCGCGACCUGAAGAAUGGUGGCCGCUUCGUGGCGCUGAAGCGGGUGCGGGUGCAGACCAGUGAGGAAGGCAUGCCGCUGUCCACCAUUCGGGAGGUGGCCGUCCUGAGGCACCUGGAGACCUUCGAGCACCCCAAUGUGGUCAGAUUGUUUGAUGUGUGCACCGUGUCACGAACAGAUAGAGAGACCAAGUUAACGUUGGUGUUUGAACAUGUGGAUCAAGACUUGACUACUUACUUGGAUAAAGUUCCAGAGCCUGGAGUGCCUACUGAAACUAUAAAGGAUAUGAUGCUUCAGCUGUUUCGGGGACUGGAUUUUCUGCAUUCACAUCGUGUGGUGCAUCGGGACCUGAAACCCCAAAAUAUCCUUGUAACCAGCAGUGGGCAGAUCAAGUUAGCCGACUUUGGCCUUGCACGAAUCUACAGUUUUCAGAUGGCUCUUACAUCAGUGGUUGUUACUUUGUGGUAUAGAGCUCCUGAAGUUUUGCUUCAGUCCAGCUAUGCAACACCAGUUGAUCUUUGGAGUGUUGGUUGCAUAUUUGCAGAAAUGUUCCGUCGAAAACCACUCUUCCGUGGAAAUUCAGAUGUUGAUCAGCUAGGAAAAAUCUUUGAUGUAAUUGGACUCCCAGAAGAAGAGGACUGGCCUAACGAUGUUGCCCUUCCAAGAAAUGCUUUUGCUUCCAGACCCGCACAACCUAUUGAAAAAUUUGUACCAGAUAUUGAUGAAAUGGGCAAAGACUUGCUUCUUAAAUGCUUAGCGUUCAAUCCAGCCAAGAGAAUAUCUGCCUAUGCUGCCCUGUCUCACCCAUAUUUCCAUGGUCUGGAGAAAUGCAAGGAGAAUCUGGACUCUCACAUGUCAUCCAGCCAAAACUCCAGUGAGGUGAAUGCAUCACAAUGCUGACUGAAGAUGAACCUAUAAAUGAACAAGAUGUGUAGCCGACAAGGCCACUGUCCCAUACAAACCACAUGGCUGUUCUAGUGAAGAUCAUUGUUUGGAGGUUUUACACACUGUCUUUCGUUUUGGGAUUGCAAUGUGCUUAUCCAAGGAAAUCAACGUAGUUUACUUUCAUCAGAGCAAUGCAAGGGCCAGGGCUUUGGCCUGCUCCCAUUGCAGCUUUAUGUUUGUUUUGUUUUUGUCUUGUUUAUCUGCCUGGGAAAACUCCAGACGAAGAGAAGCUGCUGACCAGUUUUGCUGCCGUUUUAUCCUUCUAAAAUUGAAUGCUGCCAGUGUGGAGUAGGAUGAUCAAGUCACUGCCAAAACAGGAUACAAUCUCUCUAGCUGCUGAAGCAUGAUUUGGUACUUUCAUUAUGAUGGUGUGAUCUCUUAGAGUGAUAUUUAAAGAAUGGCAUUGAUGUAUCAGAUCUCUGCAACCUGCAGUUAACUGAUACAUACAUUAAUACAUCCAGCUACUGUGCACUCAUAGAAUACAUGCAGGUCCUUCCCCAGCUGAAAACUUGGAUGGAUUAUUUUGUUAUUUCAUCACAAAACAACAGUUACGAUAGUGAUCGUAAUAAAUGUCUCAGCUUUUAGGGUUUUUUUUUUAAUACACAAACAAGUUAUUAUCUAGUUAAGUUUGUGUGUAUGUUUCAAAAGCAAGUGUUUAAAAAAACUUACGAGGUCUCGUUCUUAAAGAUCCAUUCAGUUUCCAAAUGGUCAGUUUAUGUUGGAAUCCAUGCACGUUCUAACCCAUCAUCUAACCCAUCGUUCCUUUCUGCAAACAGCUGCAAACACACUUUCUUUCUCUCAUUCUGAAAUUUUCUGAUAUGCAGCUCAAAGUCACGAGUAGAUCCAAUGAAAAUGAAUGCAGGUUUUCAUGUUUAACCUGUUGUCGUCAUUCUCUGAAAAGGAACAUAGAAAAAAUAUUUCCAGUUUGGAAGGAGAGAAUGCUAUACUUGUUAAGUACAGUUAUUUACCUGUGCGGAACUGUAUGCUGCAUACUGUGCUGCCUUACCUACAACAGCCGCCAUGCAUCUCAAGUCAUGAACAUUACUGUCACAAAAUGCCUCAGAUGUUGCUUAUUAAGAAGACUUGUUUUCUAUGCAGAAAUGCAUGAGCUUCUCUCCUAAGCCACCAUGUGGUAUACUGGCACAUGCUUCUCCACUAGGCUUAAUGUGCCAUUACUGAAUGUCAAAAUAACUAAGUAAUUCACAUGCCUUUAUAGAACAGUAAUUUUAAAUAUUACAUUAAAAUGUUAUAUUUAGUAUUUUUAC